Molecule: messenger RNA, 2067 nt
Organism: Durio zibethinus
Lineage: Eukaryota; Viridiplantae; Streptophyta; Magnoliopsida; Malvales; Malvaceae
Product: monodehydroascorbate reductase, chloroplastic/mitochondrial-like
Cellular component (GO): cytoplasm
Molecular function (GO): oxidoreductase activity, acting on NAD(P)H
Source: RefSeq, a predicted model, not a curated record
AAAUACCGAUAGACUAGGCAAACUGCCCACACUUCUCUGAACCUAGGGGAACAGAUUUUGCCCUUUUGUCAAAGAUCAUUUGGCGCCGUGCCGUACCAUAAAGCCUGAAGGGUUUCCAAAUAGUCAUAUUUUUGCCCCUUGGCCCUCUUCUAGAGCCAAAGCCAAAGCCUUCUCAAUAAAUUAUUCAUUUUUCACUCGCUGCAGAACAUCUUCAGAUACAUGUCCACAGUUCGGAAAGCAAUGGCGAGCUUAUCCAACUCGCUUCAGCUUAAGCGCGGACUCGCUCUCUGGUGCCCUCGCUCUUCUUCUUUGACUCGUCCUCACCCUUCCUCUUCCAUGCGAUUCGGAAGCUUCCAUAGAAACUUCGUCGUUGCCUCCUCUUCGUUUUCUAACGACAAUAGAGAAUUUGUGAUUGUUGGAGGGGGCAAUGCUGCUGGAUAUGCAGCUAGGAGUUUCGUCGAACACGGGAUGGCCGAUGGCAGGCUCUGUAUUGUAUCCAAAGAGGCAUAUGCACCAUAUGAGAGACCGGCUUUGACAAAAGGCUACUUGUUUCCUCUAGACAAGAAACCAGCUCGGUUACCUGGUUUUCAUACUUGCGUUGGAUCUGGUGGUGAAAGGCAAACUCCUGAAUGGUAUAAAGAAAAAGGGAUUGAGAUGAUUUAUGAGGAUCCAAUAACGAUUAUUGAUACAGAAAAGCAAACUCUAACCACAAAUUCGGGCAAAUUGCUGAAGUACGGAUCUCUUAUAAUUGCUACAGGAUGUACAGCCUCAAGAUUUCCAGAGAAAAUCGGAGGAAGCCUUCCUGGUGUGCACUAUAUUCGGGAUGUUGCAGAUGCAGACUCACUAAUCUCAUCUUUGGAGAAGGCACAGAAGGUGGUGAUUGUUGGUGGUGGUUAUAUUGGAAUGGAGGUUGCUGCUGCUGCUGUUGGCUGGAAACUCGAUACUACGAUAAUUUUCCCUGAGAAUCAGCUUUUGCAAAGAUUAUUCACUCCUUCCCUUGCUCGAAGAUAUGAAGAACUGUACAAAGAAAAUGGUGUCAAGUUCUUAAAGGGUGUUUCUAUCAAAAGCUUGGAAGCUGGUUCUGAUGGACGGGUAGCUGCUAUUAAGCUGGGUGAUGGAUCUACCAUAGAAGCGGACACGAUAAUUAUUGGUAUUGGAGCAAAACCUGCAGUUACUCCCUUCGAAGUGGUGGGGUUAAAUGCAACUGUUGGUGGCAUACAGGUUGAUGGUCUGUUCCGGACAAGCAUACCUGGAAUUUUUGCAGUUGGAGAUGUUGCAGCAUUCCCCCUUAAGAUAUAUGACCGUGUAGCACGAGUUGAACAUGUUGAUCAUGCUCGUCGAUCUGCACAGCAUUGCGUUAAGGCGUUACUUAGUGCACAGACUCACAUGUACGAUUAUCUGCCUUAUUUUUACUCAAGGGUUUUUGAGUAUGAAGGGAGCCCCAGGAAAGUUUGGUGGCAGUUUUUUGGGGACAAUGUUGGAGAGACAGUCGAGAUUGGGAAUUUUGAUCCAAAAAUUGCUACUUUCUGGAUAGAUUCUGGUAAAUUGAAAGGAGUUCUUCUUGAAAGUGGAAGUGCUGAGGAAUUCAAACUCCUUCCAGAACUUGCAAGGAGCCAGCCUUCCAUCAACAAAGCCCAGCUUCAGAAAGCGUCUUCAGUCGAGGAGGCACUAGAAAUUGCUAAAGCCUCCCUACUAGUUGAGCAGAAAGCUUAGUCGCAUGCAGAACCUCUCCAUGAAAAGUACUGAUCUCUGCACAAAAUACCACCACAGUAAGUUUCAUUAGCCUUAAAGCUGGGGAAUUAUUCCUGUGUAAUAAUGUCUUGGAACUUUUCCCAUUCUUUCAUGAAAUAAUUGUUUGAAACUAAGAAUGAAAGGAAAGGUAUACAGUCUACUCUGAUAUGCAGUGAUAGGGAGAGAGAUGUACCACCUAGAAUUUUUGAUAGAUGAAAUUGCUUCUGCGCAUUUGAUGAUCCAAUAAUAACUUAAUCAGUUCAUUGUGUGGUAAUGUAUUAUCUUUUGUUGUUUUUGGAAUAAGUUCCUUCCGGUAUCAUCCUUGUUUAUUUGUUA